AUGUUAAGAGUCGUGGCUCUUGAUACGUUCGAUCCCGAAGGUUCAAAAUACAUGCGGGAAGUAUUCCCUGAUGUCAUUGAACCCGAAAAUCCAUCUCACUCGUCAUGGCCUAAUUAUGCUGUCGGUGUAUUCGUCGCAAAGAGUAGAGUUACGGCAGACUUAAUACACCAAACGAAAAAACUGAAAUUUAUUGUCCGACAUGGAACUGGGUAUGAUAAUAUCGAUGUAGAGGCAUGCGAGAAGAAAGGGAUCAUUUUAUGCAACCUUCCAGGAAUCAGUGCUAUGAGCGUCGCGGAAGUGUCUUUAGCGCUCGUAGGUGCCUGCUCAAAGAAUCUUAUAGAAUUAUCAAGGCAGAUGAGGGAAGGGGAAAGAUUGAAUAAGAAAUUCAAAAGUCUCUAUUCAGUCACGUUACUUACAGGGAAGACUUUUGGGAUCAUUGGCGGCGGAAGAAUCGGCCAGCUUGCGGCGAAGAAGUUUAUCGGCGCCUACGAUGGGAAGAUAAUAUUGUAUGACCCUUACAUUCUACUCGACGGGUCGACCCCUUGGGACUCUAUCCCCCACGAUCGAGCUGCAUCGGUUCAAGAAAUGGCCCCGCUCGUCGAUGUAUUGUCCCUCCAUGUCCCCCUUCUUCCGACGACGAGGAACCUGAUUACGCUUCCGUUAUUAAAGACGAUGAAACGCACUGCAAUACUCAUCAACGUUGCACGCGGCAGUGUGGUUAACGAAGAAGACUUAUGGAUAGCGCUCAGGGAGAAUAUAAUUGCAUCCGCGGGGGUGGACGCCUGGGUAAGCGAACCGCCUACUAGGGAAGUUUAUGGUGAUGUUUUGGAUCUACAAAACCUAGUGAUGAGUCCACAUAUAGGUGGUUCUCCAGCAGAAGUGCAAACAGCGACUUGUAUAAGUAUGGUUGAUCAUAUGAAAGAGCUGAUCGAUGGAAGACCUCCUAGGGAUAGAGUAGUAUAG
Messenger RNA from Daldinia childiae, 963 nucleotides. RefSeq names its product D-3-phosphoglycerate dehydrogenase. Gene Ontology annotation, molecular function: oxidoreductase activity, acting on the CH-OH group of donors, NAD or NADP as acceptor; NAD binding. Bases 1 to 963 code for a protein of 320 amino acids. The record is from RefSeq and is a predicted model, not a curated record. NCBI's taxonomy places the organism in Eukaryota, Fungi, Ascomycota, Sordariomycetes, Xylariales, Hypoxylaceae. The transcript has 4 exons.